UGGCCACUCCCCCAUUAGGGGCAGGUUUGGGGAGAGGAGGAAGUCAGUGUGUGAGAGAGGAGGUGCCGGCGUGUAUUAGCGCAGGAGGCGGACAGUGGUACAUUGGAGCGACUGCUGCUACUGACAGGAGAUCCAAGGCCUGAGAUAUGAUCGCUGUGCAGCUGCUCAACAGCUGAGACCGGUGCGCGGAGCUGCAGCCUCAGAUGCGGGAGUGAGAUAAGCGCCUGGCACGGGGAUAACAGCGGGGGAGCAGGUGUGGCGCAGCCCUUGCAAAGUCCUGAAUGCUAGUGUGUGAGGAGUUAACGAGAGAAGAGUUAAGGAGCAGGUCAGUAGAGGAGCCUAGUAAGUGCUUGGGUGAAAAUUUAAUUGCUCGGGGGAAAGAAGUGAGGUCAUUACAUUUCUCCAGCCAUGGAAGUGGAUAAACAUUCUGUUUGGGAUUCCCUAAAAGAAAAGACCCGUCCCUUAAUUCAGAACUUGUCCAUAAGGAAAAGCAAGAAAAGUUCACUCAAAGUAGAUAUCAGCAAAAGGCGCAAACUGGGUCAACGGAUGAGUUUGUCAGUGCCUAAUAUGAAGGAGGUUGGAUGUACGACUCAAGAAGAGAACGAUUACAUAGAAACUCAGGUGUCUGCCUGCUCAGUCUCCAACCGGCAUUCAUCUCCGAUGCUCUUUCACAGCAGACAAAGGGAAUAUGUUAAACAGUCCAAAGAAACCAGCACUUGGGUUCAAGAGGAUAGUGUACAUAUGGAAAUCAUAGUGACCGAGUAUGAUGGUCUGGACUGUUCGCAAUCGGGACCCAAGGAGGACACUUGUGAGGAUAAUAUAUUAGACUUGCUGCAGAAGGAAUGCUUAGGCGAUGACACAUCUGAUCAGAAGCCUGAGGAACGUUCAGGGAGUAUUGAUCUGAAUUCAUCACUGGCAUCCCAGCUUUCUGCCGAGCUAAGUGGUCUUGAAAACUAUGAUUGCCUGUCUUAUCUCUUGACCAUCCACUUGAAAGAGGGACGGAAUCUAGUAAUCAGAGAUCGCUCAGGUACCAGUGACCCAUAUGUCAAGUUUAAACUCAAUAAGAAGACCUUGUACAAAAGCAAGGUCAUCUACAAGAAUCUAAAUCCAGUUUGGGAUGAGACUUUUGUGUUGCCAAUCCAGAGCCUUGACCAAAAACUACACAUCAAGGUGUAUGACCGAGACUUGACAACAGAUGAUUUUAUGGGAUCUGCUUUUCUAGAACUUCAAGGCCUUGAACUUAACAAAACUACAGAAAAAAUAUUCCGUCUAGAAGAUCCAAAUAGCUUGGAGGAAGACAUGGGCAUAAUCUUGGCAGAUGUUAGCCUUUCUGUCAGGAGGAGAGACCCCAAAGACACUGGACGAUCCUCACGAAGGAGACUUGGUGCUUCUAAGGCAACCUCCUUGCAAGGUGUGCAGUUAUCAGAAUCCCUUCGCAAGAACCAGCUGUGGAAUGGAACAUUGAGCAUUACUUUGCUAGAAGGUCGAAACCUUUCCGAAGGGCUCACAUUAGAUUCUUUUGUGAGGUUUAAGCUUGGAGACCAGAAAUACAGAAGCAAGACUCUUUGUAAGAGUGCACACCCGCAGUGGAGAGAGCGCUUUGACUUCCACUACUUCUCUGAAAGGAUGGGCAUUUUGGAUAUUGAAGUAUGGGGUAAAGAUAACCGCAAACAUGAAGAAUUGGUGGGGAUGUGUAAAGUGGAUAUUGCUGGGUUACCUCACCAGCAGAACAAUCGAUUGGUGCUGCCGUUGGAGAAUAACCAGGGAUCAAUACAUAUGAUGAUAGCACUUACACCCUGUGACGGAGUCUCCAUUUCUGAUCUGUGUGUCUGUCCCUUGGUAGAUCCAGCGGAAAGGAAGCAAAUGGAUAAAAAAUAUAAUAUAAAAAGCUCCUUCCAGAAUCUAAAAGAUAUUGGUUUUUUGCAAGUUAAAGUACUAAAAGCAGAGGACCUGUUGGCAGCUGAUUUUUCAGGGAAAAGUGAUCCAUUUUGUGUCCUGGAGGUGGGAAAUGAUAGGCUUCAGACUCAUACAGUAUACAAAAACCUCAACCCAGAAUGGAACAAAGUAUUCACUUUCCCCAUUAAAGAUAUCCAUGAUGUUUUGGAUGUUACCGUUUUUGAUGAAGAUGGGGAUAAGCCUCCUGAUUUUCUGGGGAAAGUAGCAAUUCCAUUGUUAUCUGUAAAACAUGGGCAGCAGGUAGCUUAUCUUCUAAAGAAUAAAGACUUGGGCAGCACAUCGAAAGGAGUCCUUUAUUUAGAAAUUGAUAUCAUUUUUAACCCGGUGAGAGCGGGUAUUAGGACGUUUAUUCCUCGAGAAAGGCGAUUUGUGGAAGAGAACCCCAAGUUUUCCAAAAAGAUCUUAUCACGAAAUAUUUACCGUGUCAAAAAAAUCACCAUGGCAAUCUGGAAUACAGUCCAGUUUAUCAAGAGCUGCUUUCAGUGGGAGUCCAAAAAGAAAAGUUUAAUCGCUUUCUUGGUAUUUUUGUUAACUGUUUGGAACCUGGAGCUUUACAUGGUUCCCCUGUUCCUGCUGAUGCUCUUUACUUACAACUUCACCAUGAUCACAACCGGGAAGGUCAACACUCAGGACAACCUGGAAGGAAUGGACAUUGGUGAUGAUGAAGAAGACGAUGAAAAAGAAUCUGAAAGAAAGAGCAUCAGAGACCGAAUUCAGAUGAUACAAGACAUUGUUAUCACCGUUCAAAACGUCUUGGAAGAACUCGCAUGCUUUGGUGAACGGAUUAAAAACACCUUUAACUGGAGUGUUCCGUUCCUGUCACUACUUGCCUGCUUUAUUUUGUCAACCGCCACAGUGAUCCUGUACUUUAUUCCAUUAAGAUACAUUGUCCUUAUUUGGGGCAUCAAUAAAUUUACAAAGAAGCUACGGAAUCCUUAUGCCUUAGACAACAACGAAUUUCUAGAUUUCCUCUCCAGGGUACCAUCUGAUGUCCAAAAGGUGCAGUAUGCAGAAUUAAAACCUUGCAGUAACCAAGGUGCCCUCAGGAAGAAGCGGAGUUGAUUGUAGACAAGAUGACAAGCAUUGCCAUUUUUUUUUUUUUUAAAUCUUUCAUUUUUGUAGAAUCAGCACUAAAUCUUAAUGUUGGACUUUUUUUGGAAAAAGCCAAUCACAGGGGUACUGGUUAUCCCCCCCAAUGACAGGGGUACUGGUUAUCCCCCUAAUUACCUUUUUCUAUCCAGUGAUAUCCAACUCAAUGGUGGAUUCCAGUUUCAGCUCAAGCACCUUGUAUGGGUUUUCCCUGGAAAAUAGUUGUAAGGAGAAUAGGGUAACACAUGAAAGCAACAUGUAAUGUUUUAUAUGUUUUGUAACAAUGUCUUUUUUUAUGUAUUUAUUUUUGUAAAAGGAAGGCCGAUGACUGCACCAGCCAGAUGCAACAUCAUUGCCUUAAUAUCUUAGGGCUUAUUAACUAGUUUCAAGUGCUAAGCACCAAUAUCUGAUGCUGUUUUUUUUAUCAACAAAGCACAACUAGAAUUCCAAAAUUAUUGUGAGCACCCAUUAAAUAGCACGUGCCUCUAGUUUUUGUAUGCACUGAUUGACCUAUUGCAUGAGCCUAUUAAUGUACUUGUGUCAGUGGGGUUUAAGCCCACUAACGGAGCAAGUGAGUUGCAUUCAUAGGUACAAUGCCCAAAGGGAGGCCUGGAAGUAUCACCUCUUCAUGGGAGAUGGUAAAUCCAGGUCUUCCAUCAAUCACAGUGCCCUGCACCAUCCACCUUAUUCAGGAAAUAGGAAGCAACCAGCAGUUUGAUGCAAGUCUACUGGAUUGACACAAAUAUUUUUGUACAAAGAAUAAUGAUUUAUGCAAUUUUGUCUUGCGCCUUUUGUUUGUAGGUGGGCUCUCCUGCCUUUUAGAGUAAUUAGUAUAAAACUGUACUGCAGCAGUGAGCUGGUUUAAUGUUUGGUGGCUGGGUAGUAUAACCAAACUUCUUUUGUAUCAACAAGCACGAAUGCCACUUUCCUACAUUGUGCUGAAUACUCCCUAAAAGAACACUGCAAUCUGCAGGUUUGGAGUGAUUCAUGAUUGACGUUCUCUGGUAUUUGUAUACAGAAUCAAUGCAUUUGCACCUUAUUCAAGGCCAAGUUGUGUAUAUAGCAAUAUAUUGUAACAUAAAGAGGCGCGUGUAUAAUUAUAUAUUUGUAUGAGACUGAUCUCCAUGAUGGUUACCAUAGACACUACAAGUAUUUAUCAAGCCAAAGAUGCAGUUAAAUUGUGGAACUAGAAGCCAUGUUUUUGAUCUCUUCAUAUCUAAACAUAAAAGCUUAGUAUACAUUCCUAAUCAAGAAGUAUCCCUACAAAUCGUAUCAUUCUAAAGGUUUGGUUUUUUUAGCAAGGUUUUUUAGAUUUCUUAUCAGGAAAUUUCACUUCUGUCGAAUCUUCACUAAAUGCCAAAGAUUUUAAUAUUUUUGUAAUACAAAAAUCUUUUUUUUUUAAAAAAAAAACACAAAUAUCUAUCUUAAGUAUGUGGCAAAACAGUGGUGUUAUUUGGCCGUAAUAAAGGCCAAACAUGGGGUAGUGUGAGAAUUUUCUAAAUUUUCAGAACAGCAUUAAAAACCAGUCCAUUUAGCAGUGAAUAAACUGCUUCUGGGUAUUACAUUUAAUAGGACCUGACUAAAAAACGUGUUAAUUCCGUGCCAUUGUGUGUGUAAAUUUUACCUAACGAUAAGAUUUGUAGUUCUGGGGCAGUAGUUUUAUCUACACGACAGGAACACAAAGCAGAAGAUUAAAAAACAUUGUUAAUUUUUUAACUAAUGUAAAUUAUAAAAUUUAAAGCAUAUUGGAUUUUUUUCCCGGUGGAAAAAAGAUGAAAAUCAGCUUUUUGUAAAAGGAAUUUAAACCACAUUACUACCCUGAUUGUACAAUUAUACCGCCUGGGGCAAACAUGUUAAUUAUAUAUGUGUCAGUCUUUAAAAGAAUGUAAUUAUUAACUGUAAAGAAAAAAAAAUGCUAUAAAUUUUACAUGUAUAGUUUUGUCAUUAGGACCUGUAUUUUUGUACCAAAUAAAGAUAUUUUUAUUGUAAAGGAGAAUUUAAAGCAACUCAGUAAAAACCUGUAUUACAAGGAAAA
Molecule: messenger RNA, 5080 nt
Organism: Xenopus laevis (African clawed frog)
Lineage: Eukaryota; Metazoa; Chordata; Amphibia; Anura; Pipidae
Gene: mctp2.L
Product: multiple C2 domains, transmembrane 2 L homeolog
Exons: 24
Coding region: 409-3018 (869 amino acids)
Biological process (GO): regulation of neurotransmitter secretion
Cellular component (GO): cytoplasm; synaptic vesicle membrane; membrane
Molecular function (GO): calcium ion binding
Source: RefSeq, a predicted model, not a curated record